Messenger RNA from Mixia osmundae IAM 14324, 3066 nucleotides. RefSeq lists its product as uncharacterized. Gene Ontology annotation, biological process: positive regulation of transcription elongation by RNA polymerase II; protein phosphorylation; transcription elongation by RNA polymerase II. Gene Ontology annotation, cellular component: nucleus; cyclin/CDK positive transcription elongation factor complex. The record is from RefSeq and is a predicted model, not a curated record. The transcript has 7 exons. Bases 205 to 2703 code for a protein of 832 amino acids. Lineage: Eukaryota; Fungi; Basidiomycota; Mixiomycetes; Mixiales; Mixiaceae. Gene Ontology annotation, molecular function: RNA polymerase II CTD heptapeptide repeat kinase activity; cyclin-dependent protein serine/threonine kinase activity; ATP binding.
GCGAGCAACUUCGCAGUGACUAUGGCGAUUCUUCGACUUCGAUUCUGCUGAUUCUGAUCGGCAUCCAUCAUCAAGACUCGAGACAGCUUCAGCUCAGACUGCUAGCACUUCGAGGCCGAAGACGCGGAGUGAUCUGAGGUCAACGCUCUCCGUUUGGCUUACUCGACCCUCGCCAGCGUACGCAGCCGCCUGCAUACGCCAGACAUGUCCGGGAGCCGGAGAGACCUGCCUCACGAUGGUGGCCAUCGGCGAGAGACUGCAGACUACUACGACAGACAGGCUGACGUGUCCAGCCAUCGAGAUUAUGGCUCUCGGCACGAGUCGUCCUACGCAGAAGCAGAGGACCGCAGAGCUACUCACCGGCACGAGCUGCCUGUCAGGCCCAGCCGGGCGCUUUACAAUCCUGCCACCGAUUUAUACGAGCGGCCACCACCUGCAGGCAGCCUGAGGGCAGCGAGACCCCAUGCGCAAGAAAGAUCAAGGGAAUAUGACAUUCCUCAUCAUCUGCCUCCAAGGCCCAGAACGGACCGCCAAUCCGGUGAAGAGCCACAAAGACAAUCUCAAUCGACGAGUAGAUCAGAUAGAUCGCGAGACCUGCCUGACGAGCGCGACAGUCACCGACAUCGUGAAUCGCGGCAUCGACGAUCCUCUCGCUCUGCGACGCCCGAGGGCCACGCUCGUACAGACCGCGUGCAGAAGCGAAGGCGCGCUGAUAGUCCACGACAGGAAAGACGGCGCGAGAAAUCGUCCAGUCCUCGUUCUGAUAGGGACAAGCAACGUAAUGGUGCCGCGCCCACUCGAUACGCUCUACCCAGUCGGCCAGAUACGAGACAGCCUGUGCGGUCGCGAGAUGAGUAUGACUACGAUCGAAGACGGUACCCUUCCCCGCCCAGGCGAAGAGACUAUUCCCCUCAACCUUUGCAAAGGCCUUACGAUCGCGAUUUGCCGCCAAUGUACGACCGCGAGCUGCCACGCGACUUGCAUCCAUACGAACGCGAUGCGAGACAAGCACUGCAUCUGUACGAUCGUAAUGCCUACCGUGAUAUGCCUCGAUAUGAUCGUGACGACUAUCGCGAGGCUCCCACCUAUGAUCGCCAUCCUGCCUCGCUCGACGAUCACUAUCGCGCGGAUCCAUACGCUCUGACUCACGGGCAUGACCUAUCGCGCAUGCCACCAAUGCCAGAACUGACUACUACACUCAAUGUCGCUCGAACAAAGCCUGCCGGAUUUGCGCCCAUCAACAGACUCAAAGCCAAUGCUUACACUUCAGCUACUGUCCCAGAUCAGUAUACAGCAGUCCAUCCGUCCGACAUGAGGCGUCAAGACGCAAGCGAUGAGAGGUCAUAUGCACCCUCACGGUCCAGAACACCUUCGCAAAGGCGCGAACAGUCUCCGUAUGAUUCGUCGAUGCUCACCUCUCCACCACCGCCACCGCCCGUCUCUUAUCCGAGCGCAACUAACGGCAAUCUGAGUGGACAUGGCUACCGCGAUUCGCCGCAGGCAGGACAAGAUUCUUCUUCGUCUCGUGAUCACAUGCGACAGCACGAUGACAGUCAGCGAGCGUCACCUGUCAAUGGCGCAGCGAAACAUGCGGUCAGCAAUGGCACACAAGACGCCGUGACUACGGCUAUGCCGGCUGCAGUGAAGCCCCAAGCAGAGCCGGAGGAGGUCUAUCAGCGCUUAGUACAAGUCGGCGAAGGCACAUUCGGCAAAGUCUACAAGGCCAGGAAUCGGGAGAAUAAUCGGAUGGUCGCGUUGAAGCGUAUACGCAUGGAGCAAGAACGCGACGGCUUCCCGGUCACUGCUGUGCGCGAGAUCAAGCUACUACAAAGCCUGAGUCAUGCCAACGUCGUCACGCUGCUAGAGAUGAUGGUCUCGCAAGGCCACGUGUACAUGGUCUUUGAAUACCUCGACUAUGAUCUGACUGGCGUGCUACACCAUCCCCAGCUAGAGCUGACAGCGGCGCAUAACAAAUCGAUCAUGCAGCAAUUUCUGUCUGGCCUGCAAUAUAUUCACAGCCGGAACGUCCUGCAUCGAGACUUGAAAGGCAGCAACAUCCUGCUCGAUCGAUCCGGCAAUGUCAAGCUCGCUGAUUUCGGGCUGGCUCGCUUCUACGUGCCUCACCGCAACAACGACUACACAAAUCGGGUCAUCACUCAGUGGUACAAGCCGCCUGAGCUACUGUUUGGCGGAACAGUCUACGGCGAAGAGGUCGAUAUGUUCAGUGCAGGCUGUAUCUUCGUCGAGCUCUUCACUUCGCGUCCGAUCUUCCAGGGUCAAGACGAAAUCGAUCAGCUCAGCGCGACGUUUAAGAUUAUGGGCACGCCGACGCUUGACGACUGGCCAGAGGUUGCAGACCUCCCCUGGUUCGAGCUCGUUAAGCCGAAGCAGCAGCUGCCCAACAUCCUGCGCGAAACAUACUAUCCGAAGCAUCUCACGACAGAAGCUGCUGUCGAGCUUGCCCUCAAGCUACUUGCGAACAAUCCUGCCAAGCGUUGGUCAGCUACGCAAGCUCUCGCUUCAGACUACUUCAGCGAAGAGCCUGCACCAGAAAUACCAUCUAUUCUGGGCGAUGUCAAAGGCGAUUGGCACGAAUUGGAGUCCAAGAAGCAUCGUCGCAAGAAGCGCGAAGAAGACAACGCAAAAGACAAAGCGCAAGAGAAAGCUCAAGAGAAAGUGCCGACGGAGGCUACUAGCGCGUGAGCACGCCGCAGAGAGUAGACGAUGCAAUCUCGUCAGACCCACUCUCUUGGCGAGUUGAGGACUCGUUGCAGCUGAGCUUCCGGUGAUGCCGGAUCCUCCGCCGCGUCUGUGCAGUAUUCCCACCUGGCAGUCAAGGGCAAGCUCAUGAGGAUGCUCUCGAUUCUCGCGCCGGGCGUGUUGAGGCCGAAACGGGUGCCUCGAUCGUACACGAGGUUGUAUUCGACGUAGCGACUCUGUUAGACUCGUCAAUUCACUCUGAAGCUCGAAGACACGGUUGACUAACCCGACGUAGUUGCUGCCACCGCCUCUCUCGUUGUCCAAAAUCUGUCCGCAUGCGCGCGUUGAUGAUGGGUAUGUAAGCAG